This is a messenger RNA of Daldinia decipiens, 2100 nucleotides long. RefSeq names its product RXT2-like protein. The record is from RefSeq and is a predicted model, not a curated record. Gene Ontology annotation, cellular component: cytosol; Rpd3L complex. NCBI's taxonomy places the organism in Eukaryota, Fungi, Ascomycota, Sordariomycetes, Xylariales, Hypoxylaceae. Gene Ontology annotation, biological process: negative regulation of rDNA heterochromatin formation; negative regulation of silent mating-type cassette heterochromatin formation. The coding region runs from base 235 to 1743 and encodes 502 amino acids. The transcript is spliced from 4 exons.
AUACGCCUCUACCUAUCUUGCAAUUUCGAUCCUGCGACCGACAGACACGCCAUCCUACCCUUUGUGCCAAAAAUAUUGUCACAGGAGGCAAGCUUAUACAUCAUUCUAUCAUUAAUAGCUCGACGUUGCCGCUAUUUUAUUUAUCAAGGCUACUAAAGCCGGUGGCGCUGGGUCAUUGCGGGAACAUACUUAGCUCUUACGCAUUGUAGCCGACUAUAAAAGUUUACGAUCGCAAUGACUUCCCAACAAGUUCUCUUCUCUGAAACCAUUGCGGCAAUGAAGAAGGCACGAAAGCGCAAGGCAUAUGAAUCCGAUUCCGAUUCUGAAAUACACUGCCAUGGUAAUCGGGGGCACAAAUUAAUGAAGAGGGCUAGGUUUGUCCACGAGGGACAGUUGGCACCACCCUCGGGGCCUGAAGUAUAUAAGGAGAUCGUUAACCACGCUGGUUAUCAAAGAGCGAUCAUUAGUCGAAACCCGGUUCUUAUUGACGACGAAGGUUACGAAAUCGAUAGCGAUGACGAUCAAGAAUAUAUCCAAGAUGUUGCCGACGCAGCAGCCGAGUUCAAUCCGUACGCCAACGUGCGACUCGAAAACAUCCUCGCGCCUCUUACCUCUGUUACCGAUCUUCCUACACACCCUACCUUAUCGCGACCUUAUAGUACAAAAACACUCACAGACUUAACGAAGCAAGCCUGUAAUAUCAUGCACAAGGAGAACGCCGCGCUUUGGAAGGUUAAACACUUACAGACAAAGCUAGUGGGAGAUCAUAUCUGGGCCCCCUGCGACAUAAUGCUUGGUCCCAACGAUAUCGAACUGUAUCGUGACGACUAUAUGGAUUCAAAUAGUCAAGCACAAGGGUCUGUGAAGUCAGACACUAACAUGCGCCCAUUAGAAGACACACGAACGAAGACCAACAAAAACAGUGCGGCCACGGGGAAUGAAGACGUUUCUGCAGGACCCGCCGAGGCAAUACCUAACGGAGCAAAGCCUGAUGAUGACACUACGAUGAUUGACGCCGAACCACUUACAGACGAUACAAGUGCACCCGAGCCAACAACAACGCAGAUUGCCAAGGUCAAUGCUGAAGGGCAGAAGCAAAAUAUAGAGGGUGACGCUUUAGGCGGCGCACUAAACGAGUCGAAAGAGAAGGAGACGGGGGUGAACGCAGCCGACACCCAGCAAAAUAUCGUUGCUGGUAUCAAUAUCAACGGGACCAAAGAAACGCACUCUACAGAGUCUACAAGUGGAUUAGCGGCAGGUAGCACUGCAUCGGCCGGACAAGGACAGGUUGAUAAGGCGGUCCAUCAUAAUCAGGUCGGCGAGGAAGCUGAAAAUGAAGGUAGCCGGGCAGUGUCGGUGAUGUCGGUUUUCACGGAGGAAACACCUAUCCACCCCCUCUUCUUACAUCCCCGAUCAGCUCGGCCCGAUAGAGACCUCGGAAUUCCAGAGGCAGAAGCAGAGGAUAUGCGACGGCUGUUGCAACUAUAUGUGCAGAAGCAGGAAGAAGUAUGUCGCGGAGCAAAGCGACUAUACGAAGGACUCCUUCGGGUAGACAGGAUGCGGAAGACAGUCUUACAGUGGUCUAAGUAUGAGGCUCAUGUUGGACCAAACCGUGAUAUGUCGGAUGGAGAGGACUGGUAUGAUAAAGAGGAAUGGGGCUUGGAAGAUGAUUUAAAGAAAGGUGCCGAUGAAGAAGAAGAAGAUACGGCACAACCGACCAAAAAGACAAGGACUCGAAGAUGAUGAUAGCUAAAGGAAUGGAGAGGAGGCUUGUAUGAUGAAGUUUUUAGUUAUCGGAUACCCGGUGAGAUGGUUGGUAGUAGUCCAAUCCAUAAAUGGAAUGAGAAAAAGGUCUCAAUAUAACCUUUUCUUACCUGCUGGACUCUGCCUUAUGGCGUCAGCAUAUUCUCAUCAAACGGGAAUUACGUCGAUUAUAAUGUGAAGCCUGAAGAUACAAAGCAAUAAUCUCGGGACUGCUAUAAGGUACUUAGAUAGUAGUAUAAACUACCUAUACAUGUAUCAUCUCCUAAGCUCGGUCGUCAGUUGCUGGUUGAUGGAAGUAAAUGGUACUACUUAAUAUAAAGUUACAAUGUAAAGUUG